AUCUAUUGAACUGGAGACCAACAAGUCAGGGAAACAAGACAACGAACAUUGACUUUGGUACAUUCAUCUCGAGUUUAGAUCUAAGACAACCAAAAUCAGAAGCACUAAUGUAAUUUGAAACUUCCAUGGCGAUCGUCACUGAAUUACCAGAAGAACAAGAAGCGGCAAUAACAUAUGAUGUUUUCCUGAGUUUCAGAGGGAAAGACACUCGUCUCGGUUUUAGCGAUCACCUCUACCAAGCUUUGGUGAAUGAAAACAUCUCUACCUUUCUUGAUGAGGAAGAGGUUGAAACUGGGGAAGAACUUAAACCAGAACUUGCAAGAGCUAUAAAAAGCUCUCGUGCUUCCAUAAUUGUGUUGUCUAAGAACUACGCAUCUUCAACAUGGUGUCUGGACGAGCUCGUGAUGAUCCUUGAGCAACGAAGGGUCUCUGAUCAUAUUGUUCUCCCUGUUUUUUACAACGUCGAGCCGACACAUAUCAGGAAGCAAGAAAGCACUUUUAGAGAAGCGUUAUUUGAACACAAACGGAGGAUUGAGUCCGAAAAGGAUGUGGAGAAGAAACUUCAGGGUGCUCGUAAGUUGGAGUUGUGGACGAAAGGACUUACAGAAGUUGCUGAUCUGAAAGGAAAGGAUGCAAAUGGCCGACGAGAGACUGUGUUCAUUGACGAACUCGUUAAGGAAAUUAGUAGUAGACUGGAACUACACACCCGGACUAAAAUCCCCCAUCUAAUUGGGAUGGACAUGACUAUUCUUACCAUAAGUUCCUGGUUGAAAGGAGGAUCGUCAUCAAAAUCUGCUGAAGUUCUCACAAUAUGGGGAAUGACGGGGAUCGGAAAAACAACUUUGGCAAAAUAUAUCUAUAGGUUGCAUAGCCAUGAAUUUGCAAGAAGUAGCUUUGUUGAAGACAUUGAAAGAAAAUGUGCAGAACAAACAUAUGCUCUACUCGAUUUACAAAAACAGCUUCUUGGAGACAUUCUGGGGAAAAGAAUGAUUGAAGAACAUGAUGUAGAUGUUUGCACAUCUAAGAUUGAGAAAGCAUUACUUAAUAAACCAACACUAGUGGUUCUUGAUGGUGUCGAUAACUUUGAGCAGGUAGAUGUGUUGAUCGGAACAAAAGGUUUUCAUCCAGGAAGCAAGAUUAUUGUAACAACCAAAGAUGGGUCCCUAACAGAAAAGUGUUCAUUGUUUCGUAUGAAAUUUCCUCCAAAGCAUACAGAGCAUGCACUUUAUGGUUUAAGUGCUACAGAAUCUCUAAGACUUUUAUGUUGGCAUGCAUUUGGAGGUUAUGAUCCUAAGGAAGGUUAUGAAGAAGAGGCAAUAAGAGCUUCAAAGUAUUGUGGAGGACAUCCACUCGCUCUAAAGGUUUUGGGUAGUUCUCUAAAUAACGAAGAUGUUGCCACAUGGAGUGAUACCUUUGAAAUGCUAGAGACAGGAGAAUUCCAUAAUCAUGUACACAAGGUCCUCCAAAUUAGCUUUGAUUCUUUGCCAUCGGAAGAUUGCAAAGAAUUGUUUAAGCAUAUUGCAUGUUUUUUUGUUGGGAAAGAUAGAGAAGCUACCGAAAUAAUCUUAAAGGAAUGUGGCAUUCGCACAUCAUAUGGGAUGAAAAAGCACUUCGAUAGAUGUCUUCUCACAAUUGGAGGAGAUAAUAUGAUCACAAUGCAUCAGUUGCUUCAAGAUAUGGGGAGAGAUUUAGUCCACAAAGAAUCACCUGAUAAGCCAUGGAAGCGUAGUCGAGUAUGGAAACAUGAGGAGUCCCUCGAUUUGUUAAAAAAUGACAAGGGUACCCAAAGAAUUCAAGCUUUGGAAGAAGCCAAAGCUUCUUGGGUCAUUGAAGAUUCUUAAUCUGAGUUAUUGCAAGAUUGUUAGAGUUGAAGGCUUCUCUUGGCUACCUGCACUUGAGAGAUCAGAAGAUGCAGAUAUGGGAUUCACACAGAUGGUUUCAUUUAAACAAUCUCCCAGUCCAGAUGAAUUACGAAUUUGGAAUAUUUAGCACAUGUUUUCCUGAGAAAACAGUUCCAGAUUGGUUACCUCAUAAAAGCAAGGGUUCAUCAAUAUCAAUAUCAAUAUCAAUAGCCAUGCCAGCGUCUUCAAUGAAUAAAAAGAUACAAGGAAUAAAUAUAAGCUUUGUGCAAACAGGAAAGAUAGGUCAUUUAAGCAUAAAAAUAUUUGCUGUCCCAGAAACUGAUGAAGAUAUAGUAUGGUUAUGUCAUUGGAUGUUUGGGGAUAAUGAGAUUAAAAAUGGUGAUGAAGUUGGUGUUACAAUUUUAAAAGGAAGGGGAGGUGAUAGAGUAAUGGUAAGAGAGUGUGCAAUCAGUCCAGUGUAUAAUACUGAUAAGGAGAAUGAAGAAGAUCCUUUGAGUUAUUACAAGUCGUGGAAAUAUAUUAUUGGUGGUGAUCUGUCCGCUUUUCAAUUACCCUCAGGAGAUUACUUACUAGACCAA
Messenger RNA from Lactuca virosa, 2440 nucleotides. NCBI's taxonomy places the organism in Eukaryota, Viridiplantae, Streptophyta, Magnoliopsida, Asterales, Asteraceae. The record is from the annotation of a GenBank genome assembly.